Molecule: messenger RNA, 1515 nt
Organism: Zasmidium cellare ATCC 36951
Lineage: Eukaryota; Fungi; Ascomycota; Dothideomycetes; Mycosphaerellales; Mycosphaerellaceae
Exons: 2
Coding region: 1-1515 (504 amino acids)
Molecular function (GO): aldehyde dehydrogenase (NAD+) activity
Source: RefSeq, a predicted model, not a curated record
AUGGCUUCCUCUCAACAACCUACAUUCCCCAGCGUCUCGACCUACAAGUAUUCGAACAAUGACCCUUCCAACUGCUUCCCCGUCGAGAAUCCCGCAACAGGGCAGAUCAUCACCACGAUCCAAGCGGGCGACGCCUCCACCGUCGACAAAGCAGUCCGCGCCUCGCAAGACGCCUUCCUCUCAUGGCGAGAACUAAGCCCGACAGAAAGAUCCCAAUACCUCUUCCGCUGCGCCGCGGAGCUAGAGAAACACGCCGAAGACAUCGCGACGCUGCUGACGCUCGAGAACGGGAAACCUCUCGCGGACGCCAAAGCAGGGGAUGUAUUCUUUCUAGUCAACAUCUUCCGCUUCUUCGGGUCUCUGGUGGAUAAAAUGCCCUCGCAGUUCUACGAUCGAGGUGUCACCACGGCCACGGUGUACCAUGAGCCGUUCGGGGUCUGCGCAGGGAUCUUACCGUUUAAUUGGCCUCCGAUUCAUUGUGGGGGGAAAGUCGCGCCGUGUAUCGCCAUGGGGAAUACGAUGAUCCUUAAGCCGGGCGAGCAGGCUCCGUUGACGGUGAUGAAGAUCGUGGAGAUUCUGCAGGGCGUUCUACCCCCGAAUGUCGUGCAGGUUGUUCCUGGACUGGGCGUGGAAGUCCCUCAAGCGCUGGUCGAUCAUCCGCUGGUCAAGAUGGUUAGUUUCACGGGAUCGACUGCGGCGGGUGCGAAGACGGCCGAGACGGCGGCGAGGAGUAUCACGAAGACCGUGUUGGAGCUGGGAGGCAAGAAUGCGAUGAUUGUGUUUGACGAUGCGGAUUUGGAGGAUGCGGUGCGGACGGCGAUUGCAGGGGCGUUCUUCAAUAAGGGGGAGGCGUGUACUGCGACGUCGAGGUUCAUCGUCCAGGACGGCGUGUAUGAUGAGUUUGUGUCUGCGCUGGCGAAGGGCGUGGAGAAGCUGAAGGUCGGGAAUGGCAUGGAUCCCGGCGUGCAUGUUGGUCCGCAGGUCUCCAAGGCGCAGCAGAAGCGCGUGCUCGAUUAUAUCGAGCUCGGCAAACAAGAAGGGGCGAAGGUCGUCGCUCACGCGUCAUUGCCUUCUGAUCCAGACUGCAAAGAGGGCUUCUUCGUCCCGCCCACCCUCUUCGCCGACGUGACAGGGUCGAUGCGCAUCUUCCAAGAAGAAAUGUUCGGUCCUGUUGCAACGAUCACCCCCUUCGCCACCCCGACCUCCGCCAUAACCCUCACAAACUCCGUCCCCUACGGCCUCACCUGCAGCAUCUACACCCAAAACUCCGUGCUCGCCAACCGCACCGCCCGCUCCAUCGACGCCGGCAUGGUCUUCCUGAACAACUACCACCGCAUGGCCAUCGGCGUCCCCUUCGGCGGGAUGAAACACUCGGGUUACGGGCGCGAACACUGCGUCGAGACGCUGUACGAGUGGAGCCAGCCCAAGACUGUGCAUGCGGUUUCCGGGAGGGGCGAGGUGCCGGCUUGGAGGGCGGUGGGGGAUGUCUUUGGGGAGGGAAAGCCGGUUUCUUAA